Cryptosporidium ubiquitum is the source of this 2883-nucleotide messenger RNA. Its product is annotated as SPT5-like transcription initiation factor. Gene Ontology annotation, biological process: transcription elongation by RNA polymerase II; regulation of DNA-templated transcription elongation; regulation of transcription by RNA polymerase II. The transcript has 2 exons. Gene Ontology annotation, cellular component: DSIF complex. Gene Ontology annotation, molecular function: mRNA binding. The record is from RefSeq and is a predicted model, not a curated record. Lineage: Eukaryota; Apicomplexa; Conoidasida; Eucoccidiorida; Cryptosporidiidae. Bases 1 to 2883 code for a protein of 960 amino acids.
AUGUCAAAGCUUGAGGAGGAUGAACAACCGAUAAUAUCAUCCGAAGAAUUGUCAAAUGGGUCAGAGGAGGAUGAAGAAGGAAAUUUGGAGGAGGGAUUGCUGGAAGAUGAAACAGCUUCAGACGGUUCAGAGAACGACUCCCCACCGAAAAAAAGGAAAAAAAGGUCUGAAGGAAGAAAUAAGGAUACUUCGUCCUUUAGACAUUCUAAGCGUAGCAGUAGUGGAAAGAAGAAGAGCUCUAAAAACCGGGCUUACAAUAAUGUGAAUGCAUUUUUGGAUGUUGAAGCUCUAGUUGGAGAGGAUGACGAGGAAGAUGAAGGCGAAUAUUAUGAAGAUAUCUACCAAGAGGAGUCGGAAUACGCCUCAAAUGCAGCUGAAAUUGGAGCCAGAAGAAGAGCUGAUCUUGAAAGAGAUGAUAACAUGGGGAGAAGGCAUUUGGGUGGUGCUGGCCAUUUGGAAGAAGCGAUUGCACAGCUUGAGCGUAGAUAUGAGCAAAAAGAAGGUGAAGUAAGCGAAUUUGAGCGGGAGACUGAAAUGGGUAGUUCUGAAGUGACAAGUUCUAUGCAGGCUUGCGAUGUGCUUCCAACUUCAAGAGAUCCAAAAUUGUGGCUUGUUAAAGUUGAUCGUGCUGGUCUUGAAAAAGAUAUUUGUAUUGCUUUAGUUCAAAAAGCAGCAGAAUGCCAAAAACAAGGUAAAGAGCUGCCAAUUUUAUCUGCAUAUGUUGCUUCAAGUUAUAGAGGUUAUAUAUACGUGGAGGCAGAAGCACCAAACUUCGUAAAUGAAGCACUUCAAGGGUUUACUGGAGUUCGUCUUUCAUCUAUAAAAAUUAUUCCAGUUAAGGAAAUGACUCGAGUAUUUUCUGUGGAUAUGCAAGAAAAGGAACAACUUAUGCGUGAGAGCUGGGUUAGAGUUAGGAGUGGGAUUUAUGGUGGUGAUUUGGCCCAAAUAUAUGAAGUUGAUGAACAUGAAGCCAAUGUAAUUUUGCGACUUGUGCCUAGAUUAGAUAUUCCUGCACUUAUAAGAAAGUCUCAGAAUUCACAGGAUGUAACAUUUUCCAAAUCAAGGAUCAGACCACCAGCAAAGCUAUUUGACCGAGAUAAGGUUGAAUCACUUGGCGGAGUAGUUGAGCUCACCCACUUACGUGGAACAGUGAAAUUUGCAAACCAGCUUUUUGAGCAGGAAAAGGGUUAUCUUUUAAAGAAGAUGAAAGCAAAUCGUUUAGUUGUUGGAGAUGCAGUUCAGCCAACAAUUGAAGAAAUUAAGAGAUUUUUUGGUGUGUCUGAUUUAUCAGAGGUAAAUAUUGAUUCAAAGACUCUUCUUAAAACUCAGAAGUCUACCUCUUUCUUUGUUGGGGAUACCGUAACAAUAACAAAGGGUGAACUGAUAGGAAUUAAAGCCAAAGUAGUAGCAGUGAACUCUGGAAUUAAUAAGUCUUUGGAAGUUUUACCAAUAGAUAAGUCACUGGGAAUUACCGAACCAAUUCUUACUCAGAUAGAUCUUGUUUGCAAAUCCUUUGAGAUUGGAGACUCUGUUCAAAUUAUUGAGGGUGUGAAUGAAGGUGAGUCUGGACUGAUUACAAGCUUUGACCAAAAUUACACAAUGGCUAUAGUUUAUCCACUAAAUGGAACUCAACCAAUAAGAUGUCCAACUAAUUACCUUAAAAAAGUUUCUCAAGAUAUUGUAGUUACUAGCGGACUUUCAACUGUGGAUGGGUUUUCUCUGGAUGACUUGGUACAACUUUAUAAUGGUAAGGUUGGAGUCAUAGUAUUUGUAGGAAGAAACAAGAAUUUGAGAUUAUUAGCCACUACAGGAGAAAGUAUAUCAAUAAAAUCUUCAGAAAUUUCCUCAAAAAGAAACACUUCUCUUAUGCAUCGUAUUCCUGAUCGAAAUGGUAACAUUUUUGGAGUAAAAUCCACUGUUCAGAUUCUUGAAGGUGCAAAUGCUGGGAAAUCUGGUAAAGUUGAGCAUAUCUGGAAAUCCACUUGCUUUAUCAAACUACCCUCUAAACUUGAUGAUAGUGGAUAUUUUACUUGUGAAGGGAGGCAACUUUUGGCUAUAAAAACUGGUGAUAACAGCCGACUAGAUGCUGCUACAAAAUCCGAAAAUUCGAAUAAGAAGGGCAAUUCUGGAGCUAAAAAUUCUGGCGGAGGAUCUGGAAGAGUUUAUGGUAUGGGCUUGCAUUCCAACAGAAGAGGAGGACCGGAUGACGUCUUCAUUAAUCAAAAAGUUAGAAUACUAAGAGGCAAGCACAAAGCUCUUCUUGGCUCCAUACGUGGAUUCAAAGGCAAUAAUGUCGAAGUUCUUCUUGAUAUUGGACCUCAUACUGUUCUUCUUCGUAGAGAAGACAUAGUUCUUGUAGGGACUACAAUAGGAAAUAGCCAGGCCUCCAGUUUUGGUGGCCUGGCUAAACAAAUGAAUACCCAUCCUGUAUCCCAAAUGAAGCAACCAAAUUGGACUGGCGGAAAGGAACUUUCUCAACAAAAUCCUGACCAUAGUGUCGAUAACUCUAAUCAUCCUCCUCUAUUUUGCAGAAGAGGAGUAGAAGUAACAGUAGUUUCUCAAGGAGAAUUCUUUAACCAAAAAGGAAUUAUAUCCGAUAUUUUAUUCCCACCUGAAGUUCCUCAAGUAACUUGCUAUAUUAUUUUGAUAAUUAACGGGCAAAUAUGCCCUGACGAAAUGAUUGCAAUUGCUCCUCAAAGCAUUUCUCCAAAUAAACCCAUUCCAGGUGAGAAUUCAAUUUCUGUCUCCCCUCAAACUGGUGUUUUUACUGGAAUAAUAGACUCUGUUGAAGGUGAUGAUUUUCUCAUUAUGGAUAGCAAUAGGCAGUCUACUACAAAGGUUUCUGGCCAAUUUGUAUUCAAAUAUCACACUCCUCCGGAAUAA